AUGGCAACCAGGAAAUUGAACGUCUUGGUGUAUUCCGGACAUGGAAGUACUACCGAGUCUGUGCGCCACUGCCUCUACACCCUCCGUCGCUUGCUGUCCCCAGCAUAUGCCGUAAUCCCUGUCACAGGUGACGUCCUUAUCAAAGAGCCUUGGUUCAGCACUUGCGCACUGCUAGUCUUUCCCGGAGGCGCAGAUCUGGGGUACUGCCGCACGCUGAAUGGCGAGGGCAAUCGCCGUAUCAGCCGCUACGUCAAUGCUGGCGGCUCAUACCUGGGAUUCUGCGCUGGCGGCUACUAUGGCAGCGCAAAAUGUGAAUUCGAAGUUGACGAUCCCACGAUGGCAGUUGUUGGGAAUCGUGAGCUGGCUUUCUUUCCAGCGGUUUGUAGAGGCUUGGCUUUUGAAGGGUUCAAGUAUGCCAGUGAGGCUGGCGCCAGAGCGGCAGAUAUCAAGAUCGAGAAGGCCGCAUUCGACGGUGUAGGAGAAAAGACUGCCGACUCCUUCAAGUGCUAUUACAAUGGCGGUGGAGUGUUUGUCGAUGCGAGCAAGCUUGAGUCAAGAGGCGUGCAAGUCCUGGCCACUUACACGGAAGACCUACACGUUGAAUCUGGUGAGAGUAAGGCUGCAGUUGUGUAUCGAAAAGUUGGUGAAGGCCAUGCCAUAGUCACUGGCCCGCACCCUGAGUUUGCGCCACAAAACUUAACCCAAAUCCCCAGUCUUCCUUCUUAUGCGUCGUUAAUUGAUGCCAUUACUAAGACAGAUGCAAACCGUAUUGCAUUCUUGGGAAUGAUGCUACGCAAGUUGGGUUUGAAUGUCAACGAAGAGGAACAAGCGGUACCAUCCCUGUCCCGCCUGCAUCUCACCUCUCACAAACCGACAGCCGUCGCGGAUCUUGUCGCGUCUUGGGCCGAAGUCAUCACUGUAGUCGACGGUGAGGACUACAUCCAUGGCGGGAAUGAUGUGUUCCACAUCGAAAAACAGGGCAGUGUUUGGGGUGUUAAAGAAUUGAAACGAGCCGUGAGUGCGGUUUCGGAGAAGCUGCCAACAUUGGCGUCAACACAGGACAAGGAAGGGGAAAAAUUUGCAACCGAGGCAGCUGACGAUAAAAAGAAGCCGAAAACUAAGGAAGAAGAGAUUCAGGAAUGUGUCAAGUACACAGCCAACUCGGCCUUCGACCAAAUCCUCUCCUACGAUAAAGUAGUCAAGACAAUCGUUCCUCAUAAGGAAGGUGUCCCUACAAGCCGCGAAACGCCAUUCCAUCACGAAGCCUUCUAUGCCAACCUGCAUCACUACCACACUAAGCUUCGUAACCCCUCCGCAUCUUUCGGCUCGGCUCUCAUCUAUGGCGAGGUAGUCACGAGCACCAACACCCUUCUCGAUAAGAACCCGGCUCUCCUCCGCAGCCUCCCGAAUGGCUUCACGGUAACAGCAACAACGCAGAUUGCCGGUCGUGGACGUGGCUCAAAUGUUUGGGUCGCGCCGCCAGGCGCAAUGAUGUUCAGCACCGUCCUGCACCACAGCUUCGCUCUCUCGCAAUCAGCUCCGGUCAUCUUCGUCCAGUAUCUCGCCGCUCUAGCCAUCGUCCAAGGCAUUCAGGACUAUGCACCAGGCUACGAGAAGAUCCCAGUCAAGCUGAAAUGGCCAAACGACAUCUACGCUCAACUUCCAGGGAGCAGCAACAACCCCGUCGUGAAGAUCGGCGGCAUCCUGGUGAACAGCAGCUACUCCGGCACUUCCUACGACGUCGUCUGUGGCAUUGGUCUGAACCUUUCCAACGCCCUCCCCACAACGUCCCUCAACCAGCUCGCCGCCAGCCAAACCCCGCCGCUCAAGCCUUUUACCCAGGAGAAACUCCUCGCCAGCAUUCUCGCUUCCUUCGAGUCACUGUAUAGUAACUUCUGCACCACGGGCUUCAAUCGUGAUAUGGAAGAGCAGUACUACCGCGCAUGGCUGCACACCGAUCAGAUUGUGGAGCUGGAGAGCGAGGGAGGCAUCAAGGCGCGCAUUAAGGGUAUCACAAGGGAUUGGGGGUUGCUUCUUGCGGAGGAGCUGGGCUGGCAGGAUCGCCCGACGGGCAAGGUAGUUAGUCUGCAGAGCGAUAGUAACAGCUUUGACUUUUUCAGGGGUCUGGUGCGGAGGAAGGUGUAG
Molecule: messenger RNA, 2145 nt
Organism: Boeremia exigua
Lineage: Eukaryota; Fungi; Ascomycota; Dothideomycetes; Pleosporales; Didymellaceae
Product: biotin-protein ligase
Exons: 3
Coding region: 1-2145 (714 amino acids)
Biological process (GO): protein modification process
Cellular component (GO): cytoplasm
Molecular function (GO): biotin--[biotin carboxyl-carrier protein] ligase activity
Source: RefSeq, a predicted model, not a curated record